This is a messenger RNA of Arvicanthis niloticus (Nile rat), 2350 nucleotides long. RefSeq names its product RNA binding motif single stranded interacting protein 3 (gene Rbms3). The record is from RefSeq and is a predicted model, not a curated record. Gene Ontology annotation, molecular function: RNA binding. Gene Ontology annotation, cellular component: ribonucleoprotein complex. Lineage: Eukaryota; Metazoa; Chordata; Mammalia; Rodentia; Muridae.
UGGCAGCAGCCUCUUUAUUUCUUUUUCUUCUUCUUUUUCUUCUUCUUUUUCCCCCCUUUGGAGGAAAUACUGCAGCCUUCUGGACUGCGUGCCGGCUCCCUGGAGAGGCUCUCUCAGUUCCACCCACUGGCUGGAAGGAGGGGAAGUGAGUGAGAGGGGCAAGGCCAGCCGGAACACACCAUGUCACUCUGGGAGCCAGACAGCAGCAACUAAGCCUGCACGGGUUUCUUUUUCUUUUCUUUAUUUUUUCUUUUUUUCUUUUUCUUUUUUCCCCAGUUUUUUCCUUUCCUUUCUUUUUCUUUUUGUCCAUUGUUUCUCUUUUUUUUUCUUUUUAUUAAAAUUUCCUUUUUCCACGGUGGGAAAGAGACACACGAGAGACCGAAAGCUGUACUGCAAGGAUUCCGAGUUGUGCUAAAGGAUUUUUUUUUUCUUUUUUUUUCUCCUCCUUCGCCUUUACAAGCGCCUGCGAUUGACACCACUAGAGACAGGCUGGUUACAGAGCAAACUGCUUCAUCCGGACUGGACCGACCGGGCAGCUAGGAGGAACCAGGCAGGCAAGAACUGGGAAAGCAGUCUGGGGGUUUCGCUACGGAUCUCAACCCCCAUCUGUUUUGGUUUUUGGGGUUUUUGUUUUCUUUUUCCUUUUCUCUUUUCUUUGGGUUCUUUUGUUGUGCUUUGCUUUGUUUUUUUGUUUUUUGGUUGUUUUAAAUUCCGCACGGUGUUGGAACUAGUGAGUGCUGGAGUCUCAGAAGCCACAGCAGUCACCCAGACUGCCAGGGACAGUGGAUUAAGAGAAAGAAGCUCGCCUGCCUGGGGCAUCAUACACCCUGUUAUCCAGUUUCCUGCCUCGGAGAUAAAGAUCCCAGCUACAUGGGCAAACGCCUGGAUCAGCCACAAAUGUACCCCCAGUACACGUACUACUGUCCUCAGUACCUCCAAACCAAGCAGUCCUAUGCACCAGCUCCUCACCCCAUGGCUCCUCCCAGUCCCAGCACAAACAGCAGCAGCAACAGCAGUGGGGAACAGUUGAGUAAGACGAACCUAUACAUUCGAGGACUUCCACCAGGCACCACUGACCAGGACCUCAUCAAGCUAUGUCAACCGUAUGGAAAAAUCGUAUCCACAAAGGCAAUUCUUGACAAGAAUACGAAUCAAUGCAAAGGUUAUGGUUUUGUAGAUUUUGAUAGUCCUGCAGCCGCACAGAAAGCAGUGGCAUCCUUGAAGGCAAAUGGCGUGCAAGCACAGAUGGCCAAGCAACAAGAGCAAGACCCUACAAAUCUAUACAUCUCAAACCUCCCCAUCUCCAUGGAUGAGCAGGAGCUGGAGAACAUGCUAAAGCCCUUUGGACAUGUGAUAUCUACCAGAAUCCUGAGAGAUGCCAACGGAGUCAGCAGAGGCGUUGGCUUUGCCAGAAUGGAGUCUACGGAAAAAUGUGAAGUGGUAAUUCAACAUUUUAAUGGAAAAUAUCUGAAAACACCACCAGGCAUCCCAGCCCCCAGUGAACCUUUGCUGUGCAAAUUCGCUGAUGGAGGACAGAAGAAGAGACAGAGUCAGAGCAAGCACACCCAGAAUGGGAGGCCAUGGCCCAGAGAAGGAGAGGCUGGCAUGGCUCUGACCUAUGACCCCACAGCUGCCCUACAGAAUGGAUUUUAUUCUUCACCGUACAGUCUCGCAACCAACCGCAUGAUCCCACAGACAUCUAUCACGCCACUCAUUGCUGCCUCCCCUGUCUCCACAUACCAGGUCCAGAGCACGUCAUGGACGCCACACCUGCCAUACAUUAUGCAACCAACAGGUGCUGUGAUCACACCCACCAUGGACCACGCCAUGUCAAUGCAGCCAGCUAACAUCGUGGGUCCCCUGACGCAGCAGAUGAACCAUCUUUCCCUGGGGACAGCAGGAACGAUUCAAUCCCAAGACAGAAUUAUGGUACUUCACCAGCUGUUAUGUCAGUAUAUGACUGCUGCUCCUAUGCAAGGGACCUACAUUCCCCAGUACACGCCUGUGCCUCCGACAGCUGUUUCUAUUGAAGGUGUUGUUGCUGAUACCUCUCCCCAGACGGUGGCCCCCUCAUCCCAGGACAGCAGUGGUCAGCAGCAACAGUUAGCAGUGGACACACCCAGUGAACAUGCACCGGCAUACUCCUUCCAACAGUCCAAACCAUAGACAGAAGUGAGGAUGUCCAUCUGAACCUUUACCUUCAAUGAAGAAACGUCACUGAGCAAGAAGUUAGUUGGCCUCCAGUUUGCACAGGCGCCAAGGGAAAGCUUUCUUCUUUUAUUUUUAUUAUUUUUUUAUUUUAUACUUUACUCAAAGAAAACAAAAUUUUUAUGUGCUGUGCGAAUGGUUC